This is a messenger RNA of Apodemus sylvaticus (European woodmouse), 1675 nucleotides long. It is a transcript of the gene Prss55, whose product is annotated as serine protease 55. The record is from RefSeq and is a predicted model, not a curated record. Gene Ontology annotation, molecular function: serine-type endopeptidase activity. The transcript has 6 exons. Gene Ontology annotation, biological process: proteolysis. NCBI's taxonomy places the organism in Eukaryota, Metazoa, Chordata, Mammalia, Rodentia, Muridae. The coding region runs from base 164 to 1162 and encodes 332 amino acids.
ACAAUUAAGAGAUUGUGUGAGUCUCAGAAGAGAUUUUGAACUUUGGAAUUUUAAACAGUAAUGGCUGCCCACACUAUACCAUUGGAGAAGAUUUAGGGCCAAUUCCUAGCUCUAUAGAAAGCAGUUAUGAUCAACUGGCCACAGAUGUCAUGAAUGACUGAGAAUGAAUGGAAGAUGUCACACCUGUAAUUCAAGCAGUCAGAAGGCUGAGACAGGAUUGCUGGGAAUUCAAGGUGAAGCUGGACUAUUUGAAUGUGGUGUGAGACCAUUGUAUGAUAGCAGAACUCGGUACUCCAGGAUCAUCGGAGGGCAGGAGGCUGAGGUGGGGGAGUUUCCAUGGCAGGUGAGCAUUCAGGAAAGCAAGCAUCACUUCUGUGGCGGUUCCAUUCUCAGUGAGUGGUGGAUUCUCACCGUGGCCCACUGCUUUUAUGCUCAAGAGCUUUCCCCAAUAGAACUCAGAGUCAGAGUGGGAACCAAUGACUUAACUACUUCACUCGUGGAACUGCAGGUCACCACCAUAAUCCGGCACAAAGACUUUAAACGAUACAACAUGGACAAUGACAUCGCCUUGUUGCUGCUGGCCGAGCCCUUAACGUUCAAUGAUCUGACCGUGCCCAUCUGCCUGCCUCUCCAGCCCGCCCCUUCCAGCUGGCACGAAUGCUGGGUGGCAGGAUGGGGCAUAACCAACUCAUCUGACAAAGAAUCUAUGUCAAUGGAUCUGUUGAAGGUGCCCAUGCAUAUUACAGAUUGGAAGGAAUGCUUACAGAUAUUUCCCAGCCUCACCACAAACAUGCUGUGUGCCUCCUAUGAUAAUGGGAGCUAUGAUGCCUGCCAGGGCGACAGUGGGGGACCACUUGUCUGCAACACAGAGCCUGGCGGUAGGUGGUACCAGGUGGGCAUCAUCAGCUGGGGCAAGAGCUGUGGACGAAAAGGCUCCCCAGGGAUAUAUACUGUAUUGGCAAACUAUGCCCUGUGGAUUAAGAACAUAACCCAGAUAGAGGGGAAGCCCCUGGAUAUUAAGAGUCAGAGGGUCUCUGUCGAGAACAAAAUCAAAAAGAACAACCAGUUCUCCAAAUGCCCUGCCCUGAACUUCUCCCAAAGCUGGCUCCUGCCCUGGCUCCUGUCCUUUGCACUGCUUAGAGCCUUGUCCAACGGGGAAUAAAACAAUGCAGUCUCUGACCCCUGCCAGGUGAGUUAGAGUGUGCUUUGGGGCUUGCUACAAAUCUGAGCCAACACUGAGGUCUUGGAGGUGUAGACAGAAGAGAACCCCAAAGAUAGGCUGACGUCCUGGUUCACAGACUAAAUGCAAAUAUAGCCAGGUGGGACAUACUGUUGACAGCUCUCUCAACUGAACCCGGUUGUCACUCUUGGUCACCUGCCAGUUCAAGCUAAGUUCUUGUGGGAGGGGCCUUAUCUAGCUAGUGAUUUGUUUGGGUAGUAACUAUGAGACCUUUCAUUCCUCCUAUUUGAAGUCCCUUCCUCCCCAUCACCCUUGGAAGCAGGGAAAAGGUUCAGUGGUUAAGGGUGCUUGCUGCUCUUGCAGAAGACCCAGGUCCAGUGCCCAGGACCCACAAGGCUGCUCAUAGUCACCUGUAACUCCAGGUCCAUGGGAUCAGAUGUCCUUAUCUCACCCCUUUGUGCUCCUACACACUUGUACACAUACCUACAUUUGGGU